AUGGCCCCGGCGGCAGCGCCUCCGCAUCGGGGGCGGCCCGCGGACCGAAACGGGCCGGGCCAGUGGCCUGACAGGCAGGGCGCGGGCCGCCUCGCCUCGCCGGCCGCCGCCGCCUCCUGCCCGGGCCGCGGCUACGGCCAAGGCGGCUCGGAGGCGGCGCCGGCGGGCGGGGGCUCCGGGGGAGGCUUCCUCGGCCCCGCGGCCUCGCCUAGUGCAGCGUCCGCAGAGGAAGCGCGGCGGCUCGUGAACCCGGACGGCCCCCAGCUGCGACCGAAGCGGCGGCCUCCUUUGCCGGCGGCGCUGGCCCGCUUCUCGGGCGGCUCCUCCUCCUUUGUCUGGGUUCGCAACCCGGCGGGGAUACAGCUAGCCUCUCCCCUGCUCGGACUCCCGCUACGGCCGCGGCAGGCAGAGAGCGGCGGCGGCAGCUUGUCUCAUAGCCUCAUCUCCGCCCUCACAACCGGCAACGCCGCCCUGCCCGGCCCACCCGAGUCACCUCCAGAGGGCCCUGGGGACAGACCGGGCGCGCGCGUCGGGCGAGAGAGCCACACUGGCGCGCACAGUGUUGGCCACCACCACCACCGCCGCCGCCGCCCCCCUUCAGCAGCCGCGCACAGCGCCCCAGGGCCGCCGCCAAGCUCCGGGUCCCAGCAAGCGCGGCUCGGCCAACCCCCUCCGCCCCGCGCUCAUUAUCCCGUGUAG
Molecule: messenger RNA, 699 nt
Organism: Kogia breviceps (pygmy sperm whale)
Lineage: Eukaryota; Metazoa; Chordata; Mammalia; Artiodactyla; Physeteridae
Source: RefSeq, a predicted model, not a curated record